Molecule: messenger RNA, 369 nt
Organism: Aspergillus terreus NIH2624
Lineage: Eukaryota; Fungi; Ascomycota; Eurotiomycetes; Eurotiales; Aspergillaceae
Product: putative vacuolar transporter chaperon Vtc1
Exons: 2
Coding region: 1-369 (122 amino acids)
Cellular component (GO): vacuolar transporter chaperone complex; fungal-type vacuole membrane
Source: RefSeq, a predicted model, not a curated record
AUGUCCAGUCAACCGCUCCUCCAAACCGCCCCAGGCAAGCGGAUUGCCCUCCCCACGCGGGUCGAACCCAAGGUCUUCUUCGCCAACGAGCGCACCUUUCUCUCAUGGCUCAAUUUCACAGUGAUCCUGGGCGGAUUAGCAGUCGGACUGCUCAACUUUGGCGACCGGGUCGGUCGCAUCUCGGCGGGACUGUUCACAAUCAUCGCGAUGGCGGCGAUGAUUUAUGCGCUGGUGACGUUUCACUGGCGGGCGCAGAGUAUCCGCAAGCGCGGCCAGACGGGGAUUGACGACCGGUUUGGACCGACGGUGCUGGCGGUGUCGCUGCUGGCGGCGGUGGUGGUGAACUUUAUCCUACGAAUGAAGGAGUGA